GGAUGUAUAUAACUGUGUUACAAGAGACUUCUUUACUGCUUUAUGAAACACCGGGACUGGUUUUGUGACUGUCUGUAAAAUUCCUUCAGUGCACUCUGUAACUGGGAACAAGAACAGCUUUCCUGUCAUUCAGGAUACACACUCACACAGUAUUCCGGACAGCAUACCUCUGGGAUCUGCCUGUGGGAAACUUUGAGGGGGAGUGUUCAAAGGUGGAGCUUAAGUCUGAUCUUGUGGGACAGGACACACGUAUUGAGCAGAGGUGGAUGGUUGAUGGUUUAAUCUUCUCUUUCUCCAAUGGGAUAUGGUGUCACAAUGGAGUGGAUUUGAUCACGGCACAAUCCAUGAGGACUUUAACUUGAGUAGAUGUGAGUGUCUGCAAGAGGACUCCUAAGUGAAGUUGGUGAUAAACAGUUGCAGUCCAUGAGAAUGUUGCCUGGAGUUUAUCUGCACUGAUACCACAUUCAAGAGGACUUGUGUCCAGUGCUGCUGAGAUAUCUUAUUGUUAGUGGGCUUCAGAGUGGAAACUAUAGCGCCAUGGCAGGGGUCACCAGGAAAGGAUCUGGGAGACCCUCAUACUACUACAGAUUCCUGGGCAAGUCCCGACUGCAGCGUCAGCGAAGCCGGUCCCGCAGCCGCACCAGGCCGUCUGCCAGCAGGGAGUCACCUCCAGAGAGGACAGGACGCCGACGCAGCAUGCCAGGCAGCUCCUCAGACAAGAACACACCCACUAUGGAGGCUACGUCCACUGCUGCCACACCUUUCAGAGUCACCGUGAGUACUGGCUUUCUAAGUCGACGGCUGAAGGGCUCCAUAAAACGCACCAAGAGUCAACCCAAGCUUGACCGCAACUCCAGCUUCAGACACAUCCUUCCUGGCUUCAGGAGCGUCGACAAUGACAGAUCUCAUCUGAUGCCAAGGCUGAAGGAGUCUCGCUCCCAUGAGUCAUUGCUCAGCCCCAGUAGCGCUGUGGAAGCCCUGGACCUAAGUAUGGAGGACGAGGUUGUCAUCAAGCCUGUGCACAGCAGCAUCCUCGGGCAGGACUACUGCUUUGAGGUCACCACCUCCACAGGAAGCAAAUGUUUUUCCUGCCGUUCAUCAGCCGAGAGAGACAAAUGGAUGGAGAAUCUGAGGAGAGCAGUGCAGCCAAACAAGGACAACAGUCGUCGGGUGGAGAACCUGCUGAGGCUGUGGAUCAUCGAGGCCAAGGACCUGCCGGCCAAGAAGAAAUACUUCUGCGAGCUUUGCCUGGAUGACUCACUCUACGCCCGCACCACCUGUAAACUCAAGACUGACAACGUCUUCUGGGGAGAGCACUUUGAGUUCAACAACCUGCCUGCUGUCAAGAGCAUCACAGCCCACCUCUACAAAGACACGGACAAGAAGAAAAAGAAAGAUAAAAACAAUUACAUCGGACUUGUCAACAUCCCCGUGGCAGCAGUUACCGGCCGACAGUUUAUGGAGAAGUGGUAUCCAGUCAGCAUGCCCAACCCUCCUAAGGGCAAGACAUCUGGGCCUAUGAUUAGGAUCAAGGCCCGCUAUCAGAGUAUGAACAUCCUUCCCAUGGAGAUGUACAAGGAGUUUGCAGAGUACACCACCAACAACUACAUGCUGCUAUGCUCGGUGCUUGAGCCCGGGAUUAGCGUCAAGAACAAGGAGGAGAUGGCGUGUGCGCUGGUCCACAUUCUACAGAGCACCGGCAAGGCGAAGGACUUCCUCACAGACUUGAUGAUGUCAGAAGUGGAUCGCUGCGGGGAGAACGAGCACCUCAUCUUCAGAGAGAACACGCUAGCGACAAAGGCCAUAGAGGAAUACCUCAAACUGGUGGGACAGAAAUACCUGCAGGACGCCCUUGGUGAGUUCAUCAAAGCUCUGUAUGAGUCAGAUGAGAACUGUGAGGUGGAUCCGUCCAAGUGUUCGUCAGGUGACCUGCAGGAGCACCAGAGUAACCUGAAGAUGUGCUGUGAGCUGGCCUUCUGCAAAAUCAUCAACUCAUACUGUGUCUUUCCGAGAGAACUGAAAGAGGUCUUUGCGUCAUGGCGACAGGAAUGCAGCAACCGGGGUCGACCGGACAUCAGUGAGCGUUUGAUCAGCGCGUCCUUGUUCCUGCGGUUUCUCUGUCCAGCCAUCAUGUCCCCCUCACUUUUCAAUUUGAUGCAGGAGUAUCCAGAUGACCGCACAGCACGUACACUCACGCUCAUCGCUAAAGUCACCCAAAACCUGGCAAACUUCACCAAAUUUGGCAACAAGGAAGAGUACAUGUCCUUCAUGAACCAGUUCCUGGAGCACGAGUGGACCAAUAUGCAGCGCUUCCUGCUCGAAAUCUCAAACCCAGAGACAAUCUCCAACACGGCAGGCUUUGAGGGGUACAUUGACCUCGGCAGGGAACUGUCCACCCUGCACUCCCUCCUCUCUGAAGUGGUGUCCCAGAUGGACCAGAGUGCAGCCUCCAAGCUGGGUCCUCUGCCCAGGAUCCUGCGGGAGGUGAACACAGCUCUGUCCAACCCGUCCUGCGUCCAGAUGACACCCGGACAGUCCUCUGAGCAGAUGGGCUCACCUCCCGCUGAGGCAAGCUGCAGCAUCUCCUCCGGCCUGCAGAAGAUGGUCAUAGACAAUGACCUUUCAGGAUUAGUUGACUUCACCAGGUUACCCUCCCCUACCCCAGAAAAUAAGGACCUAUUCUUUGUGACAAGGAGCUCAGGGAUCCAGCCCUCCCCAGCACGCAGUUCAAGCUACUCUGAGACCAAUGAACCUGACCUCGGCAUGGCCAAUGGCAGCAAGAGUCUGUCCAUGGUGGACCUCCAGGACCCCCGCAGUCUGGAGGGUGGACCUGGUCCAAGCUCCACAGAUGCCAUGGGUGAAGGCCAAACCUCUGGGGGAGGCUGGUCAGCCAGAGUCUCACAGGGCAGCAUCCCUGGAGGUCCCACUCUACGGAGGCCAGGCCAGCCCCCCACCACCAUGAGCACAGAAAGCACCCCAGGCCGACCCGCCCAGCUAUUAGCCCCCCUGUCUUUCCAGAACCCAGUCUACCAAAUGGCGGCCUGCCUGCCUGUGUCCCCUCGCGGAAUGACCGACUCGGGCUCUGAGUGCCACAGUUCUGUCAGUUCCCAUAGCAACAACGAGGACGGGCCAGCAGGAGGGAAGCACGCCUUCUUGAACCAUGGUGGAGGAGGAGGCGGAGGUGGAGGGAGCAGCGGGGAUGAAUACUCCAGGCGUUCAGGAGACUUCAACCGCCGACAGCUGUCCCUCACAGAAACACAGCACCAGCCCACCGUCCCCAGACAGAACAGUGCUGGCCCACAGCGGAGGAUAGACCAACCUCCACCUCAGAGCAUUACUCGGGGCCGAACACCCCCGAAUCUGCUCAACAGUGGACCCUACCCCCGUCCCUCCUCUGGCAACAUGAUGACGUCUUCACCUGACUGGCCUGGUAGCGGCGCCCGGUUACGACAGCAGUCCUCUUCCUCCAAAGGUGACAGUCCGGAGACCAAGCAAAGAGCUCAGCACAAACAGGCCCCCUCCCCAGUGAACCCCAGUGCGCUGGACCGCACAGCAGCCUGGCUAUUGAAUAUGAAUGUGCAGUAUUUAGACCAUGAGGGGAUGGAGCCAGAGUCACUGAGAAACAGAGAGGAUCUGACUCAGGUGGAGAAGUACCAGCAGGAGAUCGCAGUGCUGCAGGAGAAGCUGCGGGCGUCGGUGCAGAAGCUGGAAGAGUACGAGGCCCGUCUGAAGGGUCAGGACGAACAAGCCCAGAAGGUGUUGAUGGAGUACCAGGCCAGGCUGGAGGAGUCGGAGGAGCGCCUGCGCAGACAGCAGGAUGACAAGGACCUCCAGAUGAAGGGUAUCAUCAGCAGGUUAAUGUCGGUGGAAGAGGAGCUAAAGAAAGAUCACUCAGACAUGCAGGCAGUGGUGGACUCCAAACAGAAGAUCAUCGACGCACAGGAGAAGCGCAUAGCAUCGUUGGAUGCAGCCAACGCCCGUCUGAUGAGCGCUCUGACCCAGCUGAAGGAGCGCUACAGCAUGCAGACCCGCAACGGCAUCUCCCCCACCAACCCCACCAAACUGCAGAUAACUGAGAACGGAGAGUUCAGGAACAGCAGCAAUUGCUAGACAGAGUGCCUGCACGUGUGUACAGUUAUUAAAAGAGCGGACGUCUACAUGCAUGCACGGAUGCAUGCCUGUUUGAAAGACUGAGAGCGUGUGCGUGCGUUUUUGAAAGCGGACACAGUACUUUCAGAGGACAUUUCAACUUUUUUUGGACACCAGUGCAGGAGUGAGGUCAUCACUCUGAGGGGGCCAGCCAGUAGAGGCAGGACUUCAGCGUGACAGACACAUCACCAAGAGGACAAGAUCACCAGACGGCCUUUGUUACUUUCAUAGGGUGACGGCCAGAGGAGGCGGGGCAAAGCUUGUACAUAUGAAACUCAAAGCUGUCCAUCAGUCAGACACUUUGCCAGUGGACAUAUGCAGUCGCUGGGACAACUCAAGACCCUGCCUUUGCCUGGGACAAACCACUAUAUAACCACACACAGUGACGACCGCCAGACACGGUCACCCUAGCGACCCUCCUCUCUCUCUCUCUCUCUUUAUUCUUCUCCCUCUUGACGACCAAGUGGACCCACUUCAAAACAAUAACACGCAUUGAGGAUUAUCACGUUAGUUGUCUUGAGAGAAUUACUUUCUAGUGCUUUAUUUUAAAGUCAUUGUUUCUGAAGAACCAAAUAGGAGCUCAAAAAAAUAGCUAUUUUUAGUCCAGAUUUAUCUUUACGUCCCCUUUUCACUCCUUGGGUGUGUUCCUGAGCAUCCCGAUGAGCCCCGCUUCCCCCCUCCAUCCCUAUGUAGUGCACUUUGUGAGAAGCUAUUGGUACAUGAAGCGCCUUAAGUAAGGAACACACCUCCACUUUAUCCCACAGCUCCCCUAUUUCUGCAAAAAAAAGGCACAACUUAUACUGUGGAUUUGUAAAGAAUACAAAAAUUAAAUUGUACACACAUAAAUGUAUUAUGAACACUAAAGUAAAUGAAUUCUAUGUGAUACUAUAUUGAUGAAAUUUAAUAUAGAUGUAUGCAUUUCUUUUCUUCUAUAGAGUAUACACACAUAUCUAUAUUUGAUAAUCUCAAAUAUAAAAGCAGCCCUUUAUUUAGGAGUGAGAUCUAGUUUUAUUUUUCUUCUCUUACGAUGAAAGACUGUAGUGUGUAGCUUGCUUUAGAGCCCUGGAGGAGACGACCACACCGAGCAGUGAUCAGCACCAUCGCCUCAGUCACCCCCUUCAAAUAUCCCCAAGAUGCUUAACCCUUUACAUUUUAGAAAAAUGUCUGUACAAUAGUUCUAACGGCUCUGGCGUAGCUUGCACAACUUGCACAGUCAAGUGAUGGGUUUCUUCUUCUGGUGCUUAUCAUUGCUCUUAAAGACACAGAUCUAUUACACACAGAUUUUUUUUUCAUUUGAGUCACAUGUGUGGUCUUCUUACUCUAGUAGCACAAGAGCUAUUGAGAGACAUGUGUUUAGGCACACUCACUCAUACUAUACACUGGACUGGUGAGCCGUUGUAAUAACGGCCUCCGUAGUUACAUUUUCUCUCUUACUGCUUUGUUUGUCAGUGGUAUUGAAGUAUGCUGCAUCCAAACUGUGACUCUAUUAAUCCUAGUGGCAUCAUCUUUCCUCUCUGUCUCUUUUCCGUACUCGCCUCCACCCUCCUUCCUUCAUCCCUCCUUUUGCUGAAUGUGAAGAUGCUAACUCACAGUUGGUCUUAACAUGGGGUUCGGUCCUUCUAAUCUGUCCUCACAUCGCUCUCAUGGCUUCAUACCAUCUCCGCAUCUGUAUUUUGUAUAUUUUUGUAUUCUUUUUUUCUUUUCUUUUUUCUUACCUGUAACAGACUGUAUACAUCAAGUGUGAGGCUCUGCAUGCUUCAUCCUCGCUCUAGAGCCAAUGGCAGCAUCUGUAUCACCAUUUGUUUUCUUUUGUUGCCAAUCGGAAGGUGAUGAUGACGAUGAUGAAUGCUUUGCUGCAGACAUAUACAGUGAAUAUAUGAUAACCGAGUGCAUCGAGAGGCGGGACAGCCUGGGAACGUGUAAAUAAAAUGCUCACACUAUUUUUACCUAAUGUUAACAGAGCUUUUUGUAAAUGUAUCUUGUGCUCAAACUCUGCUGUAUCAUUAUGGAUAUUGUAAAUACAAAAUAGCUCAGUCGGUCAUCUGUCCUCAUUGGGUAGAACUAUACAGUUAAAUUAACCUUUCAGUGUUCUCCCUGUUAAAGCUAUUGUUUUUGUAUUUAGAGUGUAAUAUCACUAGCCAAAAAAACUGAUUAAGUAGGAGUUGGACUCUUGGGGAAGUCGUGGAGGACGCCACACAAUCAUGCAUUUCUCGUCAGUCUAGCUCUAUGCACUUUUAUGUUCAGUGGUUGGUGUUCAUUUAGCUUUUCUUUUUUAGCACAGCACCUGUUUCAGGUGUUUGAAAAACGUGGCAAAGUUCAAAACUGAAGAAAGGGACUUUUGGUAUAGCUCAUUCAAACUGUUUACAUCAGACAACAGAACUGUUUUGCAGUUUUCAUUUUUGAAUAAAAAGGAAUAGCCUCAGACUGAAAAAUCCUCUGGUUGCAAAAAAAAUAAAAAAUAAAAAUCUGAUCGGAUAGGACUUUUUCUCAUAUUAUACCAGGAAUUCAUUCAUAUUCAUUGUUAUUAUUGUUGGUUGCAGAGAUUAAAGCAAGACUAUGCUACUUUUAACAGAAGAAAUAAUAUAUUCAUACAAAUGAAUAGUUGCAAUAAUUAAACACUAUUGCUCAAUUCAGUACAAUCAGAAGUUUUACUGCUAACUUACAGCCUUAACGCUACUUGGUCUUUUCUUUUAACCAGCAGCUUUUUGUGGCAAACGUUAACAAAUUUUAGGUUAAUUUUGCUGUAAAAGGCACUACUACUUAUACUACAAGGCUAUAAUCGCUUAGCAUUGUAGCUAAAUGCUAAACUGCUAUUUAGCAUUUACACUCAUGAUGCUAAUGUUGCAGCCUUGCCUGGUUUGUUAUGAUGAGUAGCUUUUGGCAGCAACGGUACAUUUUUUUUACGGAAUUGUCAAUUUGUUCAUAGUCCAGUUCUGUCUUCAUUCAAGUCAGUGGAGUGGGUGGAUUCCAAGGUCUGAACUCAGGCAAUAACGUUAGCAAAUUUUAAGUAAAUUUUGCCCAAGGCCAGUGAUGAAAUAAGUUUUCUUACUUCAUGACAUAUCUCCUCUUGUGGUGCUGUUAGUCAACAUUUGUAUAUGGUGUUCAUGUGGGUAGUAAAUGGGCUGAAAAAUUGGUCCUACUGUAUAUGAUAAUGGCUCCGUGCAAAUUACCCACGAGUGGGUUAUUAAAGUGACCCCUAGAUACGAUGCCUACUUUGGGUCCAUACCCACCUCAUGCCCAGGUAGCCAGGUACCCAUCUACUUGUGUAAACCCACCCAUGUGGGCGAUUGUCAUGGGUCCAAUAUGGAACCCAUGGACAAACCCAUUUAGGGCCUAUUUUUCAGCCUAUUUACUACCCACAUGGGCCCCACAUACAAGUCUUGGCUGCUUAACUACUGUAUAGCUGAAUGGUAAAAGGUUUAGCUAAACAGGUGGACAUUGUAAUGCUAAUGUUAGCCUCACCUGGCCUGUUAUAACAAGUAGCUUUUGGUGGCUAAGGUUUGCUAAUGUUAGCACAUUAGCGAUACAUUUUAUGUUAUGGUAAAGUAGCCUACAAGGCAUUUUACUAGUUGACUUGGCUUUAUGACCCUCGUAGCUUUUUAGCUAAAUGCUAAACUAUUGUUUUGUGAACUAUGUUAAAGCAUUUAUCAAAAAUAGGAUUAUCACAACAGUAGUUUAGCAUUCAGCAGUAGUGGUUGUUCAGCAAAAGUUGCAUAGUCUUGCUUUACACUGUAGUGUGCAACAACACAAGUUAACUGAUAUAAGGCUGUAUCUAUCAGUACAUGUACAAGUAAAGCAGAAGACGCACACAAAUGUUGGUUUCUAAUUUGACUUUUCAGCUAUCAGUUCAUUUGUCCCAUCCAUGUUCACACCUCAGUUCUAAUUUUCUCAGUCAGAAAACCAUGAGCUCCCUCUUCAUACAGUUCAGCCAGUCCGACAAAAGAUCAAUCAAAAAUAUAAAGCUAUAAAUAAAGUAAAAGAUGUUGUAUGUUUUCUAUUAUCUUGUAGAAAAUACUUUUGUAAGUAUGUUGAAAGUAUAAAGUAUUUGCUGGAUUCUGCUUCCUUUGACGACAGUGACAAAACAAUAAUGUACAGAGGAAUUUGUGUUGACAAAAUGUGGCUGUGCAAUUUAUGUACAUUUGCAACUAGACCUAUUAAAGUUUUAUUUAGCUAUUUUAAAA
Epinephelus fuscoguttatus (brown-marbled grouper) is the source of this 8330-nucleotide messenger RNA. RefSeq names its product DAB2 interacting protein b (gene dab2ipb). NCBI's taxonomy places the organism in Eukaryota, Metazoa, Chordata, Actinopteri, Perciformes, Serranidae. Gene Ontology annotation, biological process: regulation of GTPase activity. The record is from RefSeq and is a predicted model, not a curated record. The transcript is spliced from 16 exons. Bases 538 to 4110 code for a protein of 1190 amino acids.